Molecule: messenger RNA, 2193 nt
Organism: Gorilla gorilla gorilla (western lowland gorilla)
Lineage: Eukaryota; Metazoa; Chordata; Mammalia; Primates; Hominidae
Gene: IL4I1
Product: interleukin 4 induced 1
Exons: 9
Coding region: 408-2177 (589 amino acids)
Biological process (GO): amino acid catabolic process
Molecular function (GO): L-amino-acid oxidase activity
Source: RefSeq, a predicted model, not a curated record
CGAAAGGGCGGGAAAGGCAGUUGGAGAAGGAGAGGUAAGCGGUUACUCACUCCAUGGCUGCAGCAAGGAGAGGCGGCGGCGGCCUCGGCUGAAGAAAGGUGGGAGCGGAGAGCGCAGGCGUGGAAGAAAAUACACAGAUGUGCUUCCUUCCCAGUCCUGACAAAUGGCCUUUCCUUAAGUUCCUCAUUAAUUCAUAUGAAGACAACACAUUUGGUGACUAAAUUUGGAAUCAGAGGCUUUUAAAGAUGUUUGAAAGUUUCCAUAAUAAAACACUUCUGAGAAAGGGGGACCUGCCUUUCACAGCCUCCCAGCUGCUCUGACCCCAAUAUCAGGAACUUGGCGUCUCUGAUCUAACAAGGGCACCACUAACAAGGACAAAGCCACCAUCAUUCACCUUGAUUCCGCACAUGCCCAACGAUGACUUCUGUCCCGGGCUAACCAUAAAGGCCAUGGGUGCUGAGAGAGCCCCCCAGAGGCAGCCAUGCACCCUGCGCCUCCUCGUCGUUGUCCCCAUCCUCCUCAGCCUGGUGGCCUCCCGGGACUGGAAGGCUGAACGCAGCCAAGACCCCUUCGAGAAAUGCAUGCAGGAUCCUGACUAUGAGCAGCUGCUCGAGGUGGUGACCUGGGGGCUCAAUCGGACCCUGAAGCCCCAGAGGGUGAUUGUGGUUGGCGCUGGUGUGGCCGGGCUGGUGGCCGCCAAGGUGCUCAGCAAUGCUGGACACAAGGUUACCAUCCUGGAGGCAGAUAACAGGAUCGGGGGCCGCAUCUUCACCUACCGGGACCAGAACACGGGCUGGAUUGGGGAGCUGGGAGCCAUGCGCAUGCCCAGCUCUCACAGGAUCCUCCACAAGCUCUGCCAGGGCCUGGGGCUCAACCUGACCAAGUUCACCCAGUACGACAAGAACACGUGGACGGAGGUGCACGAAGUGAAGCUGCGCAACUACGUGGUGGAGAAGGUGCCCGAGAAGCUGGGCUACGCCUUGCGCCCCCAGGAAAAGGGCCACUCGCCCGAAGACAUCUACCAGAUGGCUCUCAACCAGGCCCUCAAAGACCUCAAGGCACUGGGCUGCAGAAAGGCGAUGAAGAAGUUUGAAAGGCACACGCUCUUGGAAUAUCUUCUCGGGGAGGGGAACCUGAGCCGGCCGGCCGUGCAGCUUCUGGGAGACGUGAUGUCCGAGGAUGGCUUCUUCUAUCUCAGCUUCGCCGAGGCCCUCCGGGCCCACAGCUGCCUCAGCGACAGACUCCAGUACAGCCGCAUCGUGGGUGGCUGGGACCUGCUGCCGCGCGCGCUGCUGAGCUCGCUGUCCGGGCUUGUGCUGUUGAACGCGCCCGUGGUGGCGAUGACCCAGGGACCGCACGAUGUGCACGUGCAGAUCGAGACCUCUCCCCCGGCGCGGAAUCUGAAGGUACUGAAGGCCGACGUGGUGCUGCUGACGGCGAGCGGACCGGCGGUGAAGCGCAUCACCUUCUCGCCGCCGCUGCCCCGCCACAUGCAGGAGGCGCUGCGGAGGCUGCACUACGUGCCGGCCACCAAGGUGUUCCUAAGCUUCCGCAGGCCCUUCUGGCGCGAGGAGCACAUUGAAGGCGGCCACUCGAACACCGAUCGCCCGUCGCGCAUGAUUUUCUACCCGCCGCCGCGCGAGGGCGCGCUGCUGCUGGCCUCGUACACGUGGUCGGACGCGGCGGCAGCGUUCGCCGGCUUGAGCCGGGAAGAGGCGUUGCGCUUGGCGCUCGACGACGUGGCGGCAUUGCACGGGCCUGUCGUGCGCCAGCUCUGGGACGGCACCGGCGUCGUCAAGCGUUGGGCGGAGGACCCGCACAGCCAGGGUGGCUUCGUGGUACAGCCGCCGGCGCUCUGGCAAACCGAAAAGGAUUACUGGACGGUCCCUUAUGGCCGCAUCUACUUUGCCGGCGAGCACACCGCCUACCCGCACGGCUGGGUGGAGACGGCGGUCAAGUCGGCGCUGCGCGCCGCCAUCAAGAUCAACAGCCGGAAGGGGCCUGCAUCGGACACGGCCAGCCCCGAGGGGCACGCAUCUGACAUGGAGGGGCAGGGGCAUGUGCAUGGGGUGGCCAGCAGCCCCUCGCAUGACCUGGCAAAGGAAGAAGGCAGCCACCCUCCAGUCCAAGGCGAGUUAUCUCUCCAAAACACGACCCACACGAGGACCUCGCAUUAAAGUAUUUUCGGAAAAA